Messenger RNA from Nematolebias whitei (Rio pearlfish), 1500 nucleotides. RefSeq names its product LON peptidase N-terminal domain and RING finger protein 3-like. The annotation marks the transcript as partial. The transcript is spliced from 12 exons. The record is from RefSeq and is a predicted model, not a curated record. Gene Ontology annotation, molecular function: ubiquitin-protein transferase activity; protein binding. Gene Ontology annotation, biological process: protein ubiquitination. Lineage: Eukaryota; Metazoa; Chordata; Actinopteri; Cyprinodontiformes; Rivulidae.
CUACUCACAGCACCCACUGACCACAUCCUAUUCAGUAACCGGUCUCAGAUCCACUCCAGUCUGAAGCACCAUGAAAAGGCUCUGAUGGAUGCAGAAAUGGCCUGCAGACUCAUGCCCCUCUGGUCCAAGGGUCAUGUUUGUAAGGCUCAGGCCCUGGUGUCAUUUGGAAGGAUUGAAGAGGCUCUGAGAGAGUACCUGAUCUGCCUCUCCAUAGAGCCGGACUGUAGACUGGCCAAAACAGAGGCUCACAAGCUCCUCAGUGAGAUCCUGGCACCAGUCACAGAUCAGGUCCCUGGACCCAUCUCAGACCAUUCCAACAUCCUGUCUUCCAGAGCACACAUCAAAAGCAGCCUCACUUCCCCAGUACAGACCCUCAGUCCUGGCUUUUGGUCUUCAGAAUCUCCUCUAUCUGUACCUGAGGUGUCAAAGAGGAGUCAAGAAAUCUCUGAAACCAUGAAGAUUCAUGACUGUCUUCUCCUGAAACGGAAACGAAGGAACACGGAGGAGGAACAGGGGACCAAGGGACGUCAGAAGAAAUCAAAGUCUGAGCCAGUACAUGAGUCUGAGUCUUUGAGUUCUGUGUCAACUGACCUCAUGGACCCAACAGAUCUGGAGUGUUCUCUGUGUAUGAGACUUUUCUACGAGCCGGUGACAACGCCGUGUGGUCACACGUUUUGUCUUCAGUGUCUGGAGAGAUGUCUGGACCACAAUCCAAAGUGUCCCCUUUGUAAAGAAGAGCUAUCUGAGUACUUGGUUCAGAGGCAGUGCUGUAAGACAGAAAUAAUGAAAAAGCUGAUAUCGAAGUAUCUUCCCUCUGAGUUCAUGGAAAGACAAAGAGUCCACCUGGAGGAGAUGGCUGAACUUUCCAAUCUUAACAAGAACGUGCCUAUAUUUGUGUGCACCAUGGCCUUCCCCACUGUGCCCUGUCCUCUCCAUAUCUUCGAGCCCUGCUACAGACUGAUGAUUCGCAGGUGCAUGGAGACAGGAACCAAUUGCUUUGGCAUGUGUCUAGAAGACUGUCUCAAAGGAUUUGCAGACUAUGGGUGUCUGUUGGAGAUCCGUGAUGUCAGAUUUUUUUCCGAUGGCCGUUCAGUAGUGGACACAAUUGGUGGAAGAAGGUUUAAGGUCAUUCAGCACCGUGAGAGGGAUGGGUACAACACAGCUGAUAUAGAGUACGUGGAGGAUGUGAAGGUGGAUGGAGAUGCAGAGUGUGAGUUGCAGUCUCUCCAUGAUGCUGUGUAUGAGCAGGCUCUGGUUUGGGUCAAUUCUCUGAAGGUUGAGCAGAGACAACGCAUUGAAGGACAUUUUGGACCUAUGCCUGAGAAGGACUCUGAACUUCAGGCCAGUCCCAAUGGUCCCUCAUGGUGCUGGUGGUUACUUGCCGUUCUUCCUCUGGAGGGUCGAGCCCAGCUACCAUUCCUCGCCCUCACUUCCCUGAAAGAUCGCCUCAGUGGAAUCCGCAAGGUGCUGCUGUUCAUGGCUCAGAGCAAACACCGGUGA